UCCAAUCAGCUCCCUCCCCUGUGCUGCGUCGCGCGCACUGAAGGUUGGAGGCGCUUUUACUUUGUGCACACUUGUGCACAGAAACCCUCCGAGUGCGCAAGGACUCCAUGGAUCAGAGCAAUUUGCAGCACUGUUGAGUUUUGUAGCAGCAUCUCCUCUGAAGGCAAAAACACCCCUCCAGUGAAAACUCCAUCUUUGGUCAUGACGCUUCUCUGAGGAAGGGAGGAAAAGGUUGAUCACGUUCUUCUGGUUUUUGGUUUCUCCCCUCUUUCAAAGAUGAUGUUUUCGUCUGCAGGAAAGCGCUGCUUCACCAUAGAGUCUCUGGUCGCCAAAGAAAACCCUCUAACUCCCGAGGAUCCAAUCCGUCCCACUGCUCUCAGUUACUCCAACCCGACGACAGAUGCUUUAAUGAACAGUUACCAGACUCAGCAGGCCAGGCCCCUGUACCAGACCCAGGACCUGGUGUUCCCAGAUACUGUCAGCCACCCCUCCCUCACCGUGGCGCCUCACCAGCUCGGAGGAUCACACCUACAGCAUCCGCACUUCUUCGGGACGCAACAUCGAGACCCGCUCAACUUCUACCCCUGGGUGCUACGGAACAGGUUCUUCGGACACAGAUUUCAAGGUAACGAUGUGUCCCAGGACAGCCUGCUCCUCCACGGUCCCUUCGCCAGGAAGCCCAAACGCAUCCGGACGGCCUUCUCUCCCUCUCAGCUGCUCCGCCUGGAGAGAGCCUUCGAGAAGAACCACUACGUGGUGGGAGCCGAGAGGAAGCAGCUGGCGAACGGCUUGAGUCUGUCUGAAACACAGGUGAAGGUGUGGUUCCAGAACAGACGGACCAAGUACAAGCGUCAGAAGCUGGAGGAGGAGGGACCAGACAGCCAGCAGAAGAAGAAGGGGAACCAUCACAUCAACAGAUGGCGACUCGCCACCAAGCAGGCCAGCUCGGAGGACAUAGACGUGACCUCAGAGGAUUAAACACCAGACAAUACAACCCAGAACCCCCAUGCCCCCUUUCAGACACUUCUAAGGACCAACUCUAUUUAUUAUGUAAUAUUAUUAUAAGUAUAAUUAGACACAUUAGAAGAAGAUAUGUGAUCACUCCACAUCUCUUCAUCGAGGUGUUAUACUCUGACUCUGGAAAAAAAAUGACAUCUUAUUUAAAUAUCCAUCCUGGGACUGAGGAGAGGUCCAUCCAUUAUUUAAAGAUCUUUGGUGUGUGACCAAAGAAGAAGAAAAAACCAACCUCUUCCUCCAUCUUUGUGCUUGUUUGUUUUUUAAUGUACAUAGGCCACUUUAAAAGCUUGUUUUCAAAGAGGC
Molecule: messenger RNA, 1320 nt
Organism: Notolabrus celidotus (New Zealand spotty)
Lineage: Eukaryota; Metazoa; Chordata; Actinopteri; Labriformes; Labridae
Gene: emx1
Product: empty spiracles homeobox 1
Exons: 3
Coding region: 277-978 (233 amino acids)
Biological process (GO): regulation of DNA-templated transcription; brain development; central nervous system development
Molecular function (GO): DNA binding; DNA-binding transcription factor activity, RNA polymerase II-specific
Source: RefSeq, a predicted model, not a curated record